Molecule: messenger RNA, 1572 nt
Organism: Rotaria socialis
Lineage: Eukaryota; Metazoa; Rotifera; Eurotatoria; Philodinida; Philodinidae
Source: the annotation of a GenBank genome assembly
AUGUUUGCCAAGAUCUCAUCUAAGUAUAAUCCAGUCCUAAGUGAACCAUAUCCUGAAACAACAGAAAAUAUUGAUGCAUUAUUUCAGGCAGUUAAAAAUCAAAAUUAUUCUAUAAUAUCUAAUUUACUUCGUGAUAAAAAAGUGAAUUCAUCAACUGUCAACUAUACAGAUGUUAGUCGACCAUCAUUACUUAUUGAAUGUUGUAAACGUUCAGAUAAAAAACUAUUACAAAUAAUGAUCAAAAUUGAAAAAGAACAAUUAAAAAGUUCAUAUGAAGAUGUUCAUGGACAUCGAGCUGUAUGGUAUGCUAUUGAAAAUAAUUUUCUUAUUGGUAUUCAAGAUUUACUUGAACAUAAACUAAUUGAUCCGAAUUUACAUGAUACAAAAACAAGUUUUACACCUAUCUUACAAGGUAUUGAAAGAAAACGCACUGAGAUUGUAGAAGCAUUCAUUCGUGCUGGUGCUGAUCCUAAUUUACCACCACGUAAUCCAGCUCAUCGUGGUUUGACACCACUUAUUCUAUCUAUUGUAAAUGGUAACGAUGAAAUCAGUCAAUUUCUCAUUAAUUCACUAUGUAGUCUUAAUCAAUAUGUUGAAGAUGGUUAUACUGCUUUACAUUACAGUGUUUUAAUGAGUCGUCAUCCGACAAUAAUAUCCUUGCUGAAAGCAGGUGCACGAACAAAUGUUCGUAGUAUAUAUGGUGUAACACCAAUGACUUUAGCAAUUCUAUGUGAUGAUCCAUAUUCAGUUAAAAUUCUUAUUGAACAUGGUUAUCCAAUAACACGUACCUAUACAUGGAAUGAAUAUCCAUUUGAACAGGCAAUUAAAAUUCAUGCCGAGGGUUCAGCUAUGAUGAUAGCUUAUCUAGGUAUUGAAUUAAAAAUUAAACAAGGUAAUCGAUCAUCAAAUCCAUUAACGAUGGCAGCCAGUGAAGGUUUAAUUAAUUUAAUGUUUCUUUUAAUAAAUAUGCAACCUCAAUCGAUCAACCAACAUUGGAUACGGAAACGACAAUAUCCACAUGCAUUAUAUCGUUUAAAACAUGUACAAACUGAUUUACAAUGUAUGUUUUCAAACCCAUUUCGUCUUAAACAAUUAUGUCGUGCAAAAAUAUCUCAAACUAUCGGAAAGUUUUAUACAGAAAAAAUAAUUGAAUUAAAGAAAACUUACCCUUCAUUAUCAGAUCGACAUCUUGAAUACUUACGUUAUCAAGAUGUUAUGGAUCCUGUGAAACAUUUUCGUCCUGUUGGUAAACGUCUUGCUCAUUUUGAAGUUAAUGGACUUGAAUUCUAUUGGGAUCAACGAACAUUGAGAUAUCGAAAACUUUAUGAUGAUCCUAAUCGUGAUAUCAAGAAAGAUAAAAAUCGUGAUGAACAACCAAAAAGUGCUAUUGUUCGUUUAACAUCAGUAUUACUUAAACGACGACAACAUCAACAAGCACGAAAACAAAUUAAUGAAACUAAAAGUUUAACUAUGUCGAGUUAUUCAAGUAAUACCAUAACAAGACAUGCCAGUGUUCAGCUUAAAUCAGCUCACAAUGCUGGAAGAGGAAUCUUAUCAAAACGACAUAAAUAA